This is a messenger RNA of Paramecium octaurelia, 935 nucleotides long. The record is from the annotation of a GenBank genome assembly. Lineage: Eukaryota; Ciliophora; Oligohymenophorea; Peniculida; Parameciidae.
AUGAAUAAUAUACUUUUAGAUUAUUGUCCUGAUUGUAUUUCCAUUAUUGAUGAAAAUAACAUAGUAGUGUCUACUUAUGAUUUCAUUAAUGAUGAUACAAAAGCUGGAGUGUUGUUGUUGUUAAACAAAACCUUAAACAUUAUAGAUAAACUGGAUUGUGAUGGCAUACUUCAUUUUAAAAUAAUCAAUAAUUAAAUUUCACUUUGUACUUGGAAAGGAGAUGUCUGGACUGUUGAAAUAAAGGACAAUAAAUUUCAUUUAAAAAACAAGCAAUCCUUUGUGGAAUGUUUUUAAGACAUUAAAUUAUUAUAUCUAGAUUGCAAUGCCCAACAAAGUUUAUUAUUAGGAGGAGAUAAUGGAGAGGUGAUUUUACAAAAAGAAGAAGAAGGAUAGAUUAUUUAUUAAUAAAAAUCUCAUGAGUAUUCAGUAUGGUGCACACUUUUAGAUAAUACAAAUUAAGAUCUAUUUUAUAGUGGAAGUGAUGAUGCUUGUCUCAAUUAUUACGAUGCAAGAAUUGGAUUAUUGAGAAAGGACAGAAAGUAUUUAUAUUUAUACAACAACAAGAUCGCAUUCUUAAGGAAUAACUUACUUAUUAAACGAUGGAGAGCAUAACUUAAUUACAGGGUCUUUUGAUGGCUAUAUUCGAAUAUUUGAUAAAAGAUAACCCAAUUUUCCAACUGAAGAAUACAAAAGAGAAGGAGGAAUAUGGAGAAUUAUAAAAAGAGGAAAUCUAUAUUUGAAUGGACUAUUUUAAGAGCAUAAAUACGAGUUAAUUGAAAUUAACAACAAAUAAGGUAAUUAUCAUAAAUAUCAUAGUUUCAAUUCUUUAGGAAUUUAAAGAGCAUACUUCUCUUGCUUAUGCUAUGGAUUGGUAUAAUAAUCUAAUAGUGACUUCUUCAUUCUAUGAUAAGCAAUUAAGAUCAUAUACUAUUUGA